This is a messenger RNA of Phytophthora nicotianae INRA-310, 516 nucleotides long. Its product is annotated as Grx4 family monothiol glutaredoxin. The transcript is spliced from 2 exons. The record is from RefSeq and is a predicted model, not a curated record. Bases 1 to 516 code for a protein of 171 amino acids. Lineage: Eukaryota; Oomycota; Peronosporomycetes; Peronosporales; Peronosporaceae.
AUGGUGAUGAACACGAUCGUCCGCAGACUGGGCCGCUCGGCCGUGCGCCGCAGCCAGCGUGCGUCGUUCGCCAUGCAGCGUGUCGCCGCACCCGUGUUUGUGUCUGCGCAUCAGUCGCGCUUCUUCUCGGCCAAAAGUGGCGACGACUCGCACUCGGACUUCCAGCCGCAGUAUCAUGCCGCCAAAUCCACGGAGAAGGAUGAGAUCCUCAAGAUGAUCGAGAGUCACGUCAAGACGUACCCGGUUAUGCUGUACAUGAAGGGCACGCCGUCAGCCCCGCAGUGCGGCUUCAGCAUGCAGGUAGUGCGCAUUCUGCACGCUCAGGGCGUGAGCUUCGACAGCGUCAACGUGCUGGACCACCCGGAGAUCCGCGAAGGCGUCAAGGAAUACUCGCAAUGGCCGACGAUCCCGCAGCUGUACGUUAACGGCGAAUUUGUGGGCGGCUGCGACAUCAUCACGGACAUGAACAAGUCUGGUGAGCUUGCUGAGCUGCUGGCUGAAUUCAAGAAGAACUAG